CAUCUUGCAGGAUCAUUGACAUUAGCGAAACAAAGAUGGCAAAGCUUUCAUUCCUUUCAAUGGGGAUGAUCCUCUUCCUGUGUUGCUGCUCGGCCACUGCUGGAACGGCGUCAGCUGAUCAAGGCUACUCGAAGUACAAGGACCCUCGUCAAUCCGUCAACACGCGGAUAAAAGACCUCAUGCAAAGAAUGACCCUUCAGGAAAAGAUUGGCCAGAUGACGCAGGUCGACUACUCGGUGGUCACCCCCGGCACCCUGAGAAACUACUCCCUUGGCAGCUUGCUCAGCGGCGGAGGAAGCACGCCGAUCCCCAAAGCGAAGGCUCGAGACUGGAUGGACAUGGUGAAUAGAUACCAAAACGAAUCUCUCUCUAGUCGCCUCGGAAUCCCGAUUAUCUACGGCAUCGACGCGAUCCACGGGCACAACAACGUGUAUCAAGCCACUAUAUUCCCGCAUAAUGUUGGCCUCGGGGCUACGCGGGAUCUGGAUCUCGUGAAGAGAAUUGGGGCUGCGACCGCACUCGAAGUUAGGGCGACGGGGAUUAAUUAUGUGUUUGCACCAUGCAUUGCGGUAUGCAGAGAUCCGAGAUGGGGCAGGUGCUAUGAGAGCUACAGCGAGGAUCCAUCUGUUGUUCAAGCCAUGACGUCGAUCAUCCCUGGAUUGCAAGGCGAAAUUCCUGCUGGCGGGCGAAAGGGAGUGCCUUAUCUCGGCGGAAAUGACAAGGUUUUGGCCUGUGCAAAGCACUAUGUGGGAGAUGGUGGCACCACAGGGGGCAUCAAUGAGAACAACACGGUGACUGAUUGGCAUCAACUGUUGAGCAUUCACAUGCCCGGUUAUUACAAAGCCAUAAUCGAGGGCGUCUCAACAAUCAUGGUCUCGUAUUCGAGCUGGAACGGAGUGAAGAUGCAUGCUAACCGCUUUCUCAUCACGGACUUCCUCAAGAACACCUUGAAGUUCAAGGGCUUUGUAAUAACCGAUUGGCAAGGAAUCGAUAAGAUCACCACCCCGAUCGGCAUAAAUUACACAUACUCUAUUCAGAUGGGAAUCGAAGCCGGGAUUGACAUGGUCAUGGUUCCCUUCAAUCAUACGGUGUUCAUCGAUACCCUGACCCAAUUGGUCAAUGCCAAUGUGAUCCCCAUGAGCCGGAUUGACGAUGCCGUCAAGAGGAUCUUGAGGGUGAAGUUCACGAUGGGCCUAUUUGAGAACCCUCUGGGCGAUCAGAGCUAUAUUUCCCAGCUUGGAAGCCAGGAGCAUAGAGAUUUAGCAAGGGAAGCGGUCAGAAAAUCACUGGUUCUGUUGAAGAACGGGCACAAUGCGGAUUCCCCAGUGUUGCCGCUUGCCAAGAACGCUUCUAAAAUACUGGUGGCCGGGACUCAUGCCAACAAUCUGGGCUAUCAGUGUGGUGGUUGGACCAUCACUUGGCAGGGUGGAAGUGGCAACAACCUAACCAGUGGGACCCCUAUCCUAGGCGCGAUAAGUAAGGCAGUAGACCUCGACACAGAGGUUGUCUUCAGCGAGAACCCCAAUGCUGACUUCGUCAAGGCACACAACUUCUCAUACGCCAUUGUCGCGGUCGGGGAGCUUCCCUACGCGGAGACGGCAGGAGACAGCACAAACCUGACGGUGGUGGAGCCAGGCGAGGAUAUCAUCUCCAACGUGUGCUCGUCGGUGAAGUGCGUGGUGAUCGUGGUUUCAGGAAGGCCGGUCAAGAUAGAGCCGCUCGUAGCGCAUAUUGACGCACUGGUGGCCGCGUGGCUGCCGGGGAGCGAGGGGGAUGGGGUGGCCGACGUCUUGUUCGGGGACUACGGAUUCACUGGGAAGUUGCCGAUGACAUGGUUCAAGACCGUGGAUCAGCUUCCCAUGAACGUGGGUGACCCUCACUACGAUCCACUCUUCCCAUUUGGUUUCGGUCUCACCACCGAGCCCCACAGGCGGACAGUGAGGGAGAAAUUGAAGAGUGCAACUUCGUUAUUCUAAAUUUUAAGUUUUAUCUUAUCUCAUGAACAUUCAGUAGGAGAUUCUGGUGGGUAUUUCUUUUGCCAACCCAUAAUCAUUUUGGAUCGUGGUUCAAAAUUAGGACAUGGUACAAUUUGAAUAAUCUUCACCAGGGUACUCCAAGCAUUAUUCUGGUUGUUUUCCAUUUUGCAUGAUUGAACUUAAUAGUGAUUUUCUUAUUUUUCA
Syzygium oleosum is the source of this 2180-nucleotide messenger RNA. RefSeq lists its product as uncharacterized. Gene Ontology annotation, biological process: glucan catabolic process. Gene Ontology annotation, molecular function: beta-glucosidase activity. The record is from RefSeq and is a predicted model, not a curated record. NCBI's taxonomy places the organism in Eukaryota, Viridiplantae, Streptophyta, Magnoliopsida, Myrtales, Myrtaceae. The coding region runs from base 36 to 1976 and encodes 646 amino acids. The transcript has 8 exons.